Molecule: messenger RNA, 1027 nt
Organism: Contarinia nasturtii (swede midge)
Lineage: Eukaryota; Metazoa; Arthropoda; Insecta; Diptera; Cecidomyiidae
Product: ADP-ribosylation factor-like protein 6-interacting protein 4
Exons: 3
Coding region: 345-794 (149 amino acids)
Source: RefSeq, a predicted model, not a curated record
UACUUAUAGUCUACCUAUUUUGUCUAGCUACGGCAUACUGGAGCAAUCGGAAUUUUUUUUAGUCGGUGACAGUCAAACUGUCAUUAUAUUUCUCAAUAUAAAAGUUAGUAAUCGAGAAUUGCGUGCCAUUUUUCAUAACAGAAAUAUAUAUAAUUGUGACUACAUCUCCUUUGCAUGACAAUUUAUAUUAAUGGGACGAUAAAAAUAUUUCUCAAUAAACGGUCUCUUUUUAAGUUAAAUGGAUAACUGUCAAAUUCGACAUCACAUCAAUUCAAAUAGGAUGUCAAAAUAAUGUCAAAAUCAAUAUGUCACAAAAAAUGUAGCAAACAAUAACAACAAGCAACAUGAAACACGAUAAAAAGCAUAGGAAAAAUAAAUCUCCAAAGCGAAGCAAGAAAUCAAAAUCAAAUAAAAAAGAGAAAAAGAAACUCAAGCACAAAGAUAAAAAAAGACGACAGAAAAAAUUGGAUAAAAAUUUAAAAUCGGAACAAGAAGAACAGGCAAAGACUACUGUUAGUCAAAAUAUUGACGAUGAUGAUGUUUAUUGUGGGCCAUCCAUUGAUCUCAUGAAUCGAGCGAAAUGUCCAGAAACCAAAGCAGAAUUCGAUCAACGUCAAAGCGUUUUAAAACGAGUUGUUGACCCAGAAACUGGCCGUGUUAGGUUAAUUAAAGGUGAUGGCGAAAUAUUGGAGGAAAUCGUUCCUCGUGAUCGUCAUAAGCAAAUCAAUCAGGAAGCUACGCGAAAUGAUGGAUAUUCAUUUCAAAAGAACACCGUUGGUUCAAUCCGCAAAUAAAUGAAUGAAGAUAAAUUCGAUGGAAAUAAUAAAUGUGAAGAAUGUCACGAUAUUCUUUGUCAAGCGUUUGAAAAUUACCGGGUCAUUGUCGAAAAAAAAAAUUUCUUCUGCUGUGGGAUUAAUUCUUUAAAGCCAUUUUUUUAUCAUUUGCUUUCUUUUCUGAAUUCAGAAAAUUUCUUUAUAAUAAUAUCAAUAUCGAAUAUACUGCAAGAGCAUUAAAUUUACAUAUUAAA